Messenger RNA from Podarcis muralis (Common wall lizard), 4561 nucleotides. Lineage: Eukaryota; Metazoa; Chordata; Lepidosauria; Squamata; Lacertidae. The record is from RefSeq and is a predicted model, not a curated record.
CGCCCCUCCCACCAGCAAAACCCAGCCUGGCGCUGUUAGCAACUGUCUGCGGCCGCAGCUGCAUCAGCAGCAUUUGCGCGGGGGCUGUCUUUGCUUUCGGCGGUCUGGCUUUCCCUUGCGCCGAGGUAACGGGUGGUCAGAGCAGUUUUCAGUAUUCGCAUGGGGAUUUCAACCAGCCCAAAGUACGCCUACCUGUAAAGUCUUUUGCCUCAUAUUUGUGUAGGAUGAAUGCAUUUGCAAUGGAUAAGAUGGUCUAUCAUUAGAUGCUACUCCUGUCGCAAACCCAAGGAAGUUGCAGCCAAAAUGGCCAAGUACAAACUGAUCCUUUUGAGGCACGGUGAAGGGGCCUGGAACAAAGAGAACCGCUUCUGCAGUUGGGUGGACCAGAAGCUGAGCAGCGACGGGAUAAAAGAGGCUCAGAACUGUGGCAGGCACCUCAAAGCUCUUGGCAUUGAGUUCGACCUGGUGUUUACAUCCAUCCUCAGCCGGUCUAUUCAGACUGCCUGGCUUGUGCUGGAGCAGAUGGGGCAGGAGUGGGUCACCACCGAAUCUUCCUGGAGGCUGAAUGAGCGGCACUACGGUGCCCUGAUAGGCCUCAACAGGGCAGAGAUGGCACUGAACCACGGCGAGGAGCAGGUGAAAAGGUGGAGGAGGAGCUAUGACGUCACCCCGCCUCCCAUCACUGAGUCCCACCUUUACUACCACGAAAUCUACAACGACCGCAGGUAUAAGCACUGUGACGUGCCGUUGGAGAAACUCCCGAGGUCAGAAAGCUUGAAAGAAGUGCUUGAUAGACUCCUUCCCUAUUGGAACGAGAGGAUAGCUCCGGAGGUGAAGAGGGGCAAGACGGUUUUAAUUUCUGCUCACGGGAACAGCACGCGCGCUUUGCUGAAACAUUUGGAAGGCAUCUCUGAUGAGGACAUAGUCAAUGUGACUCUGCCCACUGGCGUCCCAGUUCUCCUGGAGCUUGACGAGGAUCUACGCUCGCUUGGCCCGCACCAGUUCAUUGGUGACCAAGAGGCAAUCCAAGCUGCCAUCAAGAAAGUGGAAGAUCAAGGCAAAGCCAAGCCCACUCUUGAGAAAUGAAAGACUGCUUAUGCAAAAUGCUCUCCCUUUUACCUCUUACCGUGUGCAGGAAAAGGAUAGCGCUUUGUGCUUGCCCUGUGAGGACUUGCUUAAGUUCCCAGUAAGUGGUAGAUUUUUAGCAUUUUAGCACACCAUUUUUGGUUAUUCUUUAUUUCCUUCUAGCAGCUGUGUUGGAUCCUGGUACAAGUAACAGUGAAUUUUGUUACUUGUACAGAAAGCUGUUGUUAUAAACUUUCCAUAGCCUUUGUAUAAGUCUUACACUAUCGGAGAAGGCCAGAGCAAGAACUGGUAUGCUGAAUAUAUAUAUUCAUCAUUGUGAUCAAUGGAGAAAACGCUUUCUGAUUUUAACCUAGGCCUCAAGUGAUAGUUACAAGUUCUCAGGUUCACAGAUGCUAAACAGUCACAUAAUUAUUUAACUUAGAAUACCCCCUUCCCCCCCCCCACGAAUUUUUCUCCCCACUGUUUGCAAUUUUACAACUUCUGGUAUAGCGUUUAUCUCUGUUAAACGGAUUGGUGUGAUUUUUGAUGCAUGGCUGACUGUGUUAUUUUGAAUAAAGCCCGUAUAUUUUUACAGGCAUCAAAAUGCUCACAUUGGCUGAAUUUUCCCAAGUUUUAUUUUUCAUGUUGGAGAGGACCAUUUUAAAAACAAAUCCCAGUUAGACUUGACCCAUAUGCAGUAAUGAAGGAUGAAUAUUGAUGGUACCACUUCAAAAUCUCAUUAUUAUUUUUUAAAGAUUUAUAUUCUAAAUUUUGCUUUGGAUGUCAGGAUAUAAGUUGUGCUCUAGGGAGAAGAGGCAGUUUCCAACGAAGCAAUGCACAAGGUUCAUUCAUAAAGGAGCUUUCUCUUCCUGCACACUCCCCGUGCCAUCCUCAAAUCUGCUCCUGAGGGUUAAGGAAACUUGGAUAAUUUUUUAUGGGGGGGGGGGCAUGCAAGCAGGAAGAGGAGAUAGAGGGAAAAUUCUAUUGCACAGUCAGAGGUUCUUUCAUUCUUGGGCCAGCAGCUCCUAUACAUUGUACCCUGUAGGAAUGCUGUAGGAACAGUUGUGGGGUUGAUGGCGUAUUAGUCCAAAAGACCUGAAGACUUAGCAGCUUUGCGAAGACAGAACUACUGGAAAAUAUAAAUGUAAACUCUGAUGCUAUCCAGUAGAAUGUUCUUGGGACAGCCAGGGCUGUGUUGAGUAUUCAGUUUUUAAAUAGUUCUGUAUCACUUUUCCAGGUUCAAACAGAACAUAGAAUACUAAUUGUUUUAUUUUUAAAUUAUUUUUCAAUUUUUUAAAAUUCAUUUUAUAACACAAAUAGAAUAUUAAUCUGUUUUAAGUACAGAACUAUGUAAAACAAUCACAGUCAAUUAACAAAUAGAAGGAAGCUCAGAAAGGGGAAGGAACUACAGUCCCAUUGAUCAGCGCAACCAGUUGUUUAAUUCCAGUAUUUUCCUCUCUUCCGGGGUCAUGACCUUCCAACAGGAAGGAGUGAUAAAAUAGCCAUCAAUGUCCAACAACUUCCUCUCCAGAAUCUAAUAGACCCUUGCACUACACCAGACCCUCUGUCAGCAUUUCUAAGCACAAAUGCAUUUAUUUAUAUAUUUUAGAAACUUUGAAGACAUUGUAAAAUUGUAUCCUUGACAGGGUAGGGUUUCAGGGGAGAACUGGGGGGGGGGGGUAUCUAAAAUAAUGUGCACUACUUGUUUGCUUAUCCAAACUAAACUGCUUUUUUUGCACCUGUACAAGUGACAAAUAUAAUUCAGUUUGCACAUACAAAAUGCUAUCUCUGUGUGUAUGUGUCUUUGUGAAACAAGCAAGCAGCUGUUACUACGAUAACUUCUUUCAUUUGUUACUUCCUUUUCUUCCAUCUUGGAAUCUGAAGCGGAGUUUACAGGGUACCUCAGCAGUCUCCUAUCCAAGCACUGAUCAGACCCAGUCCUGGUUGGUUUUUGCAAGAUUGUUGUAUGAUGUGCCUUCAGAUCAAAUCCUGGUAAUGACAAAUAUAUGUAAGGGAUGAAGUGAGGAGCAACGUUUUGUUAACAGGCCCCACUUGUGGUGGUAUUUUAUUUCUCACCAGAGUUUAUUGCCCACUUUACUAAGGUGGCUUACAAAUUAAACCUACAAAAGACAAAUCACAUCAGGCCUGGGAAAAUGUAGUUUUCACCUAGCACCAAAAAGAAAGACCAUAUCAGGAGAGCUGCUCUGGUAAGAGAGUUCCAACAUGUGGUGCCACCACUGAGAAGGCCUUGUCUAUGAUCACGACUCAUCUUAACAAGGGGUGGGACCUCUGAGGCUGAUCUCAGAAAGUGGGCAUAUUAUAUUGGAGCAGGCAGUUCUUUAGGUAACUCCUGAAACAUAAACUGUUGGUCAUUCUUGUGGAGUUGCUGGGCCUAAUCACUCAUGUUUACAUGACAUACUGGGUUUAAUUCAGGAGUGGGUAACUGAUGGCUUUCCAGCUGUCGUUGGGCUAUAGCCCUCGUCAGCCCCAGCUAGCUUGGCCACAAUGGUCAGGAAUGAUGGGACCUAUGCUCUGGCAAUAUCUGGGCGGGGCAUAGGUUCCCUACUCCUACUUGAAUUGCAACCACCCACACAAAAUAUUGCAAUGGGAACUGUGGCCUGAGCAUUGUUGAAACAGCGAUUAGGGACAAAUCUUGCGUGUGGCAGGGAAUGCAGAUUUGCUGGAAGGAGCACAAGAAGUCAUAAAGCAGCCAGAGCCAUUGCUCCGAAAGAGUGCUGUCCUAUUUACAGCCAUCACAAUCUCUUAGUGAAUUACAAAAAUAUAAAGGAACAGCAGAGGGAGCUGGAGUGUUGGGAUUGUUCUUUCUCCCACCAGCGAAAGGGGAAAUGUUGCAACAGCCCAGGUGUCGACACAGAAGGGAGUGCAUGGAUGAAAACCGACAAUCGCAAGUUUGCGCUUUUAUUUAUCAUCCUAUUUUCACAUCCUAUUUUCUCCCCUCUUUUUAGGAAGUGCGGGUGAGAUUACAUAGAGAUCUCGGGUAGUCUUCCAUCCAGGCACUAAUAAGGUCUGUUUAGCUGUAACAGUACGGUAGCACCAGAAGCCAGCAGACCACUGCCUGGGGUUAUGUUUUAAGAAUAUGAGAAGAGCCCUGGUGAAUUAAAACAAAUGCCGUCUGGCAUCCUGUCCUCAGGCUGGCUUGCCAGAUGCACUCUGGUCCUGCUUACGGAUUUCCCACAGGCAGCAGCACCCUCCCCACUUAGCAAUUUCCAACAACUGCCCUGUGCCGCCUCUGACAGGGUCGGUAGAACUCAGCCAUCACAGCUAGUGGCCACUGACUGCCUCAUCCACCACAAAUUUGUCUAAUCCUCUUAAAGCCAUCCAAGUUUCUAGCCAUCACUACAUAUUGUGGGAAUCAUAUUGCUGGUUAUUUGUAUUUGCCUGGAAACCUAACCAAAUAUUUGUACGGUAAUCUUUUCCACCCAAAGUUACCAAAAUAAACCAAUGAUGCAAACCAGGGAUGGUUUUUAAAACUUCA